This is a messenger RNA of Stereum hirsutum FP-91666 SS1, 1392 nucleotides long. RefSeq names its product NADP+-dependent D-mannitol dehydrogenase. NCBI's taxonomy places the organism in Eukaryota, Fungi, Basidiomycota, Agaricomycetes, Russulales, Stereaceae. The record is from RefSeq and is a predicted model, not a curated record. Gene Ontology annotation, molecular function: zinc ion binding; oxidoreductase activity. The transcript is spliced from 8 exons. Bases 83 to 1117 code for a protein of 344 amino acids.
GUCUUCUCAUCCAUCUCAUAUCCCCCGCUCUUGCAUAUCGCUCUACCCCUCAUCCCCAACUCCCCACAUACAAUCUUGCAGAAUGUCUUCAGGCAAAAUGAACGCUUUGUGGUACAACGCUCCCAGGGAUUUCUCCAUCAAGGAGGUCCCCAUUCCCCAAUACAAGGACAACGAAGUCCUCCUCAAAGUUACAUGCUGCGGUGUCUGUGGAACUGACGGCCACAUUCACGAAGGAGAGUUCAUCUCCACCUUCCCACUUAUCCCUGGUCAUGAAGCCAUUGGCGUGAUCGUCGAGUUGGGCAAGGACGUGAAGGGCUUUGCCAAAGGCGACCGCUGUGUCGCCGACGUCGGUAUCACCUGCGAUGACUGCUUCUACUGCCGACGUGGUCAAACUCUCAUGUGCGAGAACUUCAAGGCUCGUGGUGUCAGCUCCGAUGGUGGUUUCGCCGACUACAUCGUCUACCCUCAACACAAGCUCUACAAGAUCAAGAACCUCACCGACGAGGAGGCCACUCUUCUCGAGCCCGCGGCAUGCGCCAUCCACGGCCUCGAUAAGCUCAACCCCCCAGUCGGCAUCGAAGUUCUCUUGCUCGGUGCCGGCCCUACCGGUCUUAUCCUCGCCCAACUGCUCAAGCUCAACGGCGCCGCAAGGGUCGUCCUCGCUGCCAACAAGGGCAUCAAGAUGGACAUCGCAAAGCAGAUUAACGCCGCUGACGAGUACAUCGAACUCGACAGGCAGAACCCCGAGGCUCAGUGGGAGCAGCUCAAGAAGGACAACCCUUACGGGUUUGAUGUCGUCGUUGAGGCCACUGGUGUCGAGAAGCUGGCGAACGAGUCAAUCAACUACGUUCGUCGGGGUGGAACCCUCAUGAUCUACGGUGUUUACAACAACGAGGCUCUCGUCCACUGGCCACCUUCAAAGAUCUUCGGUGACGAGAUCAAGAUCAUUGGCUCGUUCUCGCAGACGUACUGCUUCCCCCGUGCUGUUGCCUACCUCGACAGUGGCAAGAUCAACGUCAAGGGCAUGGUCACCGACGUGUUCCAGCUCAAGGACUUCCAGGCAGCCCUCGACAAGAUGAACAGCCGUGGCGCGCUCAAGAUCGCCAUCAAGCCCUGAGCUCGCUCUCCUCCGCUCAUAGCCCCCGGCUCCAUCCCCCUUCCCUAUCUUUCAUACCACUAUUUAAUCUCAUGUUCACGAUCACUUCCACCCUCGUACUCACAUCCUGCAUAUGUCCAUAACGUCCUGCACUCCAUUCACGACCUCUAUCUUCUUGCCCUUUUCUUCUUCCACAUCUUGCACGAUUGUCCGUAUUUACCAGAUGUCACCAUUAUGUAGUCACGUUGUUGUAUUGUGUUGGGUGUGCCGGGAAGGAAGGAAGAAGAAAUGCAAAU